GGGUUCUGGUGCUCAUUCACAAACACUGCGAGUUUCACGCAGUAAUCUGCUGUCACCCGUUCAUCAGGGAACAUUCAGGUUCUCAUCAGACCUCCUCACAGCACGUGAGCUAACAGACCCACAGAGGGGCCCGGGGCCCCAUGUGCUGUCAGAUUAUAUAUAUAUAUACAGAGAGAGAAGAGCUACACGCAGCGUUCCCUCUGAGAUGUCGGACAGAUAUCAGCAGGUCAGUGGUUCUCAGGGGACGACUUCUUAACUGGAACGCCGUCAAGUCGACGUCAUUCCCAGCUGCGACCUCCGAGGUCAAAGGAACGCCGCGUUCGCAGAACCUACGGGCGAUGGCGAGGCCGAGCCACAGCGAUCAUGUCCUCCAGCAGCUCAACAACCAGCGGGAGUGGGGCUUCCUGUGCGACUGCCUCAUCGCCAUCGGUGACAUCUACUUCAGGGCGCACAAGGCCGUCCUAGCGGCCUGCAGCUCCUACUUCAGGAUGAUGUUCAUCCGGGACCAGCAAGGGACGGGCCGUCUGGACCUCAGCAACAUGCAGAUCAGUGCCGAGUGCUUCGACCUCAUCCUGCAGCUCAUGUACCUUGGACGCAUCGUCGUGGGGAGCUACGAGUUUGAGGAGCUCAAGGCCUCCAUGGCGUACCUUCAGAUGUACUACAUCCCGGACUCGCUGGAGGAUCUCAGGGACAUCAGGAGCUCCAACCUCACACCGUCCUCCUCCGCCUCCUCGUCCAGUUCCUCCACAGGAGCCGCCGCCGGGAAGAUGAUGUUUGGAGUCCGCAUGUUCGAGCAGCAGAGGCCUGCUGCACCGGAAGCGGAGCAUUUACCAAAAGCUGUCAACAGCACCGCGGGGCGCCCAGCUGUUCCAGUGACCAUCAGCAGACCGGUGGUGGUGGAGGAGGUGGUGAACACGCCUUUGAUAGUGGCACCCCCGGUGGUGGACGGAGGAGUCGAGCAGCCGUGUGAUUUGAGAAAGAGGUCCAGCGGCAGGAGUUCGACUCUCAAAGACCGUCCUCGGUUUGGCCGCACCUACACCUGCGACGACUGUGGCUUCGUCUUCAGCUGCGAGAAGCUUUUAAUUGAACACAUUCUGACCUGCACCAACCGCAAGGCCUUUCAUCCGGCAAGAGGUAACGUUGAAGGUGACAACGACUCCAGUAAAGCAGAGAGCUCCGCCUCCGAGAGCACAGAGGAACACAGGGUCAUCUGUAAAGGUGAGGACGACUGGCCCGAGGCCAAGGCCGACUCUGACCUCCCCGUCAGGUCAGCAGCUGGACCAGAAGGUGAGCCCGGAUCGGCCAGGAGUGUCUCCAUCAAGACGGAACCAGAAGAAGGCACAUUCCCUGAGAUAGAGGUGGUCCGGGUCGGUGAACACAGUGCCAGAGACUGUAGCGCACUGUUCAGUGACGCCACACUUAAAGACUUGCGUAGGGAGAAAACCGGUUCAGGCCGGGAACCAGAGCCCGGCGUCUCAGGUAUGGAUAACAGCAGGGAGCCUUUCGAAGGCCACAUGUCCAGCAGUGAAGAUUCGGGAAUCCCUGCGAAGCUUCGUAAGGUCAAAGACGAGAAGCUGGACGCCGACUGUGCCCCCUGUGAACUCUGUGGUGCUCUGCUAACAGAGGAGGACAAGUCAGCCCACUAUCUGUCCAACCACAUGGGCCAUAUAUGCGCCUGCGGGAGGUGUGGCCAGGUGCUGAUCAAAGGCCGCCAGCUCCAGGAGCACGCGGAGCGCUGCGGCGAAUCCCAAGGCGGCGACUCGGAUUCCCACGGGGAGGACGAGGCGUCCCUGCUGGAGGAGCCCCACGGGAUGGAAGAGGGCCUGCUGGAGGCGGCCGACCUAGCCUGCUCUCACUGCGGCCUGCUGUUCCAGAACGAGAGCCUGGCGCUGGAGCACGCCUUGUCCUGCCACGACCAGGAGCUGUUCCGCCCGGUGCUGCUGGAAGAGAGCAGUGAACCGGACCACCGCCGCAAACACUUCUGCAGCAUCUGUGGCAAGGGCUUCUAUCAGCGCUGCCACCUGCGGGAGCACUACACCGUCCAUACCAAGGAGAAGCAGUUCACCUGCCAGACCUGCGGGAAGCAGUUCCUGCGGGAGCGCCAGCUCAGGCUGCACACCGACAUGCACAAAGGCAUGGCCCGCUACGUGUGUCCGGUCUGCGACCAGGGAACCUUCCUCAAACACGACCACGUCCGCCACAUGAUCUCCCACCUGUCGGCCGGGGAAACCAUCUGCCAGGUGUGUUUCCAGAUCUUCCCCGGGGGAGAACAGCUGGAGAAGCACAUGGACGUCCACCUGUACAUCUGCGGCGUCUGUGGAGAGAAGUUCCGCCUCCGUAAAGACAUGAGGAGCCACUAUAACUCCAAGCACACCAAGAGACUAUAGGAACUUUCCAAACCGUCCUCUGCAUUUAUACUAGUUUGUUACUAAAAGCCAUAAAUGUGAGAACAAAUGUAUGCACUUGAACACCAAAAAGACUUUAACCUGCACUUUUAAACUAUAUGCAUAACCUAAACUGGCGUUCACACUGCGAGCAGCGGGGCUGAUGAUUGGUCGCUCUGUCAUGACUCUGAUGGCACCUGUGCAGCUUUUUACUCUGUGCCGAUGAAAAGACGUUAAGCAGACGGGCGUCUCAGCUUACUUUCAGGAUAUGAUGAGAAGUUUCUCCCCAGCACCUGAUAAAAGUCAGAAUUAACUCGUGUCGCUGAAACAAUCACAUUAGGCGGAGAACGAUCAAGUUUGGAAACCUUAACUGUCCUCACUGUUCAUACGAAGCUAGAUGUGUUAUUAUUUAGAAUAUUUAUAAAGAAGCUGGAUUUUUAUAUAAAAGAUGAUAUAUAAACAUGAUAUUUGCAUUUUAGCUCAUUUGGAGCAUCAGACAGGAACAGGGAUCCAUCUUUAGGUCCCCGAGUCCAAAAACCCAAAGAAGUAAAACUGAGAUUGAGACGAAACAUAAUGAGCAGAUCCUCACACUGGAGAAUUUAAUGUUCUGUUGAGUAACUAAGUAACUAGUUAAAGAGCAACUCGCAUUCGCACUAAAACGUACCAAAGUCAAGUUUGGAUUUAAGAGACUUUAAGUUUUUAUUUUCUGUUGGUGUUUCUCGACUGGUCUCCAGCCCACGGCUCUACGGGCCUGUCGAGGAAACUCCCACCGUGCCUCUCCACCUGUUUGGUUCAUGAUUGUGUUGCUCACAGUGUGAACGCACGGGAAGACCGGCAGUGAACUCCAAAAGAAGUCAAAACCGGUGCGACCGAAAACACUGCUGAUCGAUGGGGCCCCCUUUUGUGUCCAGAGGGAGGCGCUUCAGAGUCGGAAUAACCGGGGAGGGGAGUCAGUCCGCUUUGUUGCUACGUAGGUAUUUUGGUGCUUAACGUUAAACACUGUUGGUGGAAAAUAUUAUUAUUAUAAAUAAUGAAUAUAAAAUUGACAAUAACAUAUGAAACAAUGAAUGGGGGCGGUCUGGUGAUGCCGGUCCAAAGGUGGCGUACCUUUAAGACGCCCAGUUGGGUUUCUUUUUGGAGCGACCUGUCUGUGAAGCGGCUGUCGGCAUGUCAGAGGGCUGCGAGGCCUCAAAGUGUUCGAGCUUUGACGUCAACUCGUUUCCCAGGAUACCAGCGUCCCUGAAGAUGAAACACGGCGAGUUUUUUUUAAUGUUGUAGUUAGUGAAAGACUGCGUUCUGUUUUAUGAGUUUGAUCGCACACUGAUACUCGUCUUCCCUUCUCCUUCAGACAUUUUUCGGCUUUGCGUUCACUGCGUCACGAUGAUAUCAUGCUCUGUGAUUGGUGCCUUUACUGUAACAGUGGUUCGUCGUCUCGUUUUCCUUUCUGUCUUUUCUGCAGAGAUGCAUGCUGGGGGAUGGACAGGCACAAGUACGGACCCCCCUGUUUCAAAGUGAAUAUUUAAACAUUAGAUUGUGAAAAGGUUGAAACACAAAACACUAGAAGUGGUCCGCUCUGGAACCGUGUGCUGGACUGGACUUUAAGGGCCUUUCCAAGCCUGCGCUGUUAAGUCUGGUUGAAUCGGACUCUGGUUCCUUUUCCUCCUCGGUACGAUUCGUUGGGGCAGAUUUAAAAAGCAAGCGUACUCAGGUGAGGACCAAAGCAGACCCUUUAGAGGACGUAGUCUUAUCCGGUCACAAAAUAAUUCUGGAACGUGAUCUGACCUCGAUCUGACUUCCUAUAAGUCGAACAAAUCCAUAGCCAGGUGUGCUUUGCAUCCUGGGAUGUGAAAUCAACAGCUGCUAGCAGCUAACGGGAGCACGACUCUCAGUCGGACUGGGACUGACCAUGACCACGCAGCCUUGUUGAUCUUUGGGCUGAUAGAAGCUUGAUUUCUCUCUCGACACAUCUAACCAAUGAGAGGAGUGAACGUUCCCACUCGGCCUUUAGUGGUGCGUUCUCAUACAAACACGAGUUUACCAACUCUGAAGCUCCGAUUCAGACCGGAGCAGCUGUUGGUUUUCAAACUUCACAGGUCUUCUGUCUGGGGAAGAACGGCGGCUUCUGUUGCCUUAUGAGUCAGGAAAAUGUGUUUCACUGUGCUUGUGUUCUGGCUGCUAAGGCCAUUACUCUAAACAAGACCACAGCACGUGUGUUUAGAACCAAGCCAUUUCAGAAACGUCUAAACCAGCUGUGAUGGAGUACCAUCACUACGGCUGUAAAAUGAUAAAUAAAUCUACCUUGUAAAUCAGCUGUGGACCAGCUGAAACCACAUCAGAACUAACCUAAACCAUUUCCAAACCACUUCAGAACUAGGACAAAGUAUUUCAACACCAACCAAAACCAAUUCAGAACCGACCACACCAGUCUGCAACCAGUACAAACCAGUUCCAGACAGGUAUUCCAGAACUAAUAUAAUUCAUAUGAGAAAUCUCCCUAAACCAGUUCAAAUCCAGGUCCAAAGCAACCAAAACCAGUUCUGAAGCAGCAUAAACCGCUGAAACCAAACAUUCGGAUCCACCUUAAACCAUGACUGAAACUUCCUGACCAGUUCAGAACAAAACCAAGUGAACAUUAGCUAGCUGAAAGAUCAUUGCAAACCAGUCCUGAACCAGCUGAAACCACUUCAGAACCAACGGAGACCAGUUCUGUCCGUCCUCGGUUAGUCGGACAAUCGGCGCUUUGACGGGGACGCCGCUGUUUUUCUCUGUUGGAUUUACAAUCGGUUAAUUUAAUUCACUGGACCUGGAGAGAAACCAGCUGUGUUCACAUGCGGCUGUGAUGCACGGCGAAUCAAACUAAACCAGUUUAGUGAAAUGGCACUUUGAUCCGAGUCGGCUCGCUUUAUCAAGAUCUCAGAUAUCUGCUGCGUCAGGAACUCGACCUGCAAUCGGCGGUUUAGCUGCUGGUGGACAGAAACGCGGGGUCGAUGGUGUCGGCACUUGUUUCAGACCCGUCAGGUGACGUUUGUUCUGGUCUUUGUGCGUUCAGGUGGUUUUGUUUUUCUCACUGAUGUUCAGUUUGUGGAGUUUUUAAAGGAUGCCGCUCUGAUCUCUGAAAAUAAACACAAGCCUUUCUUAAGCUCUUAAUAAACCAAGUGAAUUCA
This is a messenger RNA of Micropterus dolomieu (smallmouth bass), 5548 nucleotides long. It is a transcript of the gene zbtb1, whose product is annotated as zinc finger and BTB domain containing 1. Bases 141 to 2387 code for a protein of 748 amino acids. Gene Ontology annotation, molecular function: protein binding. NCBI's taxonomy places the organism in Eukaryota, Metazoa, Chordata, Actinopteri, Centrarchiformes, Centrarchidae. The transcript is spliced from 3 exons. The record is from RefSeq and is a predicted model, not a curated record. Gene Ontology annotation, biological process: regulation of immune system process; regulation of cytokine production; negative regulation of transcription by RNA polymerase II.